AUGAACAGAACUUAUCUGUAGAUAAAUGGGAUGUUAUUAUAGUUCAAGUAGAGAGCCUUUCUUGUAUCGAAUUCUCAUCUUGUCUUAUUAUAGUAGUUUUAGAUGAAGUCAAUGCAAUUCAACGCCAAAUGAAUAACGCUCAAUACGUUUUAGCCAUGGAUGCAUUUGCAAAUGAAAGUAUACUAACAUUCCUUAAGGCUCAUUGCGGUGAAAAUAUCCGAGUAAUUGAUAAUAAAUUUCAGCCUCUUAUAGGUAAGACUAUUGAAUAUCUUCCCGAUUCAAAUACUGGAGCUGAAGCUAUGCGAAUAGGGUUUGAGUAUUUGAUGCAAGGUAAACGCGUGGCAUUUGUUAUAACAAGUUCUAAUAUAGCUCGAGCAUUAGUAGAAAAAGCUUUUAAAUUAUCUUUUAAAGCUCCUUAUAUCAAUACAGUAGAAGCAGGUAUUUCUUUCGAGAAACCUAAUCACUUUGACAUAGUUAUAGGCAUUACAAAUAUUGCAACUCCAGUUAAUGUAGAAGCAUUUAUCCAGAUGAUGUUCAGAAUUCGUGAUUGUAAAAAGCGUAUACUUUCUCUUUAUUAUCAAAAAAUUUCCAAUGAAUUUUCUCGUUCACCAGGCCAUGAAAAUAUUCAUAUAGAACUUGCAGUUGCCCAGCCCAACGAUUUGCCUACUGCAAUUAAAGGACAUUGUGAAUGGGAUAUAGAUAGCAUUUCCUAUAAACUUGAUCAAUCUCCUGCUAUAACAUCAUUUAUUGAAGUUGAGCAUCAGAAACGUCUUUCAGCCAGAAAUUUUAUCGAGAUUUCAUGUAGCCUUAUCGCUAGUACAGAAGCAAGGAUUUGUAAAAAGGUUCGUAAUGAAAUUAAGGCUGAAGUAUCAGUUAUCAAGCAUACGGAUUUUGAGGCAGUCGCCACUUCUCGAAAUCUUACUCCUAAGGAAGCUAAAAUUCUUAAACUCGAUUCAGAAUGUUCAGUUGUAGAUACUAUGACACUUAAGCAUUUUUAUAUGUGGAAUCUUUAUAGUGGAAAUGAUAUGAGUCAAGAUCUUGUACAAUGGGAAGAUAUAUGCUAUAAUGCUAAAGAUAAUUUUGAGGAUUCGGUAGCAAAAGACUUACGCAAAACAUAUUCAGCGAAUCAUUGGGAAGCUGUACGAGGACUUUUACAGUCGCUUGGUUUUACAGCUUUAUUGCUCUUUGGCUUUAGGUCUCAUGCAAAAGAAAUGCCAGAUCUUAAAUCAGCUGUAAAGGCAAUUAAUGCAAUUGUUGAAGAAGUAAUAGCUAGGAAGUUAGAUAAUUCUGAAUACUAUCCUAUAGUUCCAAUUCUUCCAUCAUAUAAGCCAAAGGUAAGUGAUGAGAUUCAGGACUUUUUCGAUUCUAUACCUAUUACUAACAAUACUACUUUAGAAUAUGCUGAGCGUGAAAUUUCUGACUCGUCUAGUAAUGCGAUUGAUGAAAAAGCUUUAUUUUUGCCGGAGGCAGUCACACAGCGGCUAAAAAUAAUAUCUUAUCAAAAUGAAUCUGAUAUAGAUAUCCUUAUUCAUCUUUUACAACAAAAAUUCCAAAUGUCUCAAGAAAAAUUAGAUCAAUGGAGAUUCAAGAUUGCUCUUGAAAUGUGGGAUAACCAAAAUUACUGGAAAAAAGAGCACGAAACCAUGAAUGAAAUCGAUUUCUUGAAUUACAAGCAGAAGUUUGAAGCUAAAAUGAAAGUUCCUACCACUUCGCACAAAAAAGAGUUGAAAAAUAAAUCUUUAGCUUUCAUUGAAUAUGCAUAA
Messenger RNA from Diversispora eburnea, 1763 nucleotides. Lineage: Eukaryota; Fungi; Glomeromycota; Glomeromycetes; Diversisporales; Diversisporaceae. The record is from the annotation of a GenBank genome assembly.